Messenger RNA from Anopheles merus, 1317 nucleotides. Its product is annotated as WD repeat-containing protein 89. Gene Ontology annotation, molecular function: protein binding. The transcript is spliced from 5 exons. Lineage: Eukaryota; Metazoa; Arthropoda; Insecta; Diptera; Culicidae. The coding region runs from base 116 to 1312 and encodes 398 amino acids. The record is from RefSeq and is a predicted model, not a curated record.
AGCUGUCAAACUGGUGCCCGGCGGGGCACGUGUUUGUUGUUGAUGUUUACGAAGCCGCGGAAGCAGUUCACCGAUACCAACCCUUUUUUACUCGUGUUUUGCUGUAAUUAAAAUCAUGUUUGAUGUUGAUCUUCAAAGUUCGGACGAAGAGUCGCCCGUUCCGGAUGCGAAUUCGUGCGAAGAUCAGGAGUUGAUUCAACUGUUUCAGCAGCAAAUAUCGCCCGCAUCGGAAACGGCCGCCUCGUUAAAGCGCACCUGUGGAUUACACAUCGCCCAAUCAUGCGAUUACGACAAAAUUGCCGUCGGCCUGUCGCGCUGCGAGCUGCAGCUGUUUCGAGUGCGCGAGGGCGGGCAACUUGCAGUGGAAAGCAGAACGCUCGGACGGUACGAUAGUGGCAUCCGUGGCGUGCGGUUCUUUAACGGCGAUCCGAACAGCCUGCUGUGCUGCACCCAAGAUGGCAGUGUUUUCCUAUACGAUGUACGGACCAGUGAUAAGGUGUUUAGGUAUGAAGAUACCUCCGAAGGCGCCAAAAAAACCAUGACCUCGUGUGACAUCAACCAGAACGAUCGGGUGCUGUGCGCGUCCAGCGAGGUGCAGAAGACGGGCGACAGUUUUCUCCUGUUUUUCGACGUGCGCGAGCGAAACUAUCUCGGCUGCUACUGGGAGUGCCACAGCGAUGACAUAACGCACGUGCGGUUUCAUCCCACCAAUCCGGAUCUGUUCGCCAGCGCCAGCGUGGACGGGCUGAUCAACGUGUUCGACAUAUCGAAGCUGACCGAAGACGACGCAAUGCAGUACUGCUUCAACGUGGAAACGGCCGUCGAUUCGAUCAACUGGCACGCGGAUCCGACCGGGCGCGAUCUGGUGUCGUGCGUAACGACCACCAACGAUCUGCAUCUGUACGACGUGGAAAGCCAGGACAGUGUGGCGUUGUUCGAUCGUGCGCAGAUAACGAAAUCGUUGCGCCGCACGUCGGCAAUCGAUUGCAAUGUGGUCGGUACGCACAACUACGGCAAUGGGAGCUUUUUCGUGCUGGCGGGGUCCAAUUUUAACCGAGGUAAGGAUUGCUUACGCACGCUCAGGUACGACAACAAAACCUUGCUUCCUGAUCGAUCGUUCGGCGGCAACAAGCAGAUAGUACGCGCCAGUGUGUACAACGAAAAGGACCAGUAUCUGAUUGCAACGGGCGAAUGUGGUUUGAUUACGCUCUGGAAGUGCCGAACGGAUGGGUCGGAACAGACGGGCGUCAAUGGGGCGAGCAAAAGUCUGAAGCAAAAGCUGCACGUUAGUCACCGCGCGAAGCCGUAUUGAUCGUG